Molecule: messenger RNA, 3870 nt
Organism: Hypanus sabinus (Atlantic stingray)
Lineage: Eukaryota; Metazoa; Chordata; Chondrichthyes; Myliobatiformes; Dasyatidae
Exons: 1
Biological process (GO): proteolysis
Molecular function (GO): zinc ion binding; aspartic-type endopeptidase activity; nucleic acid binding
Source: RefSeq, a predicted model, not a curated record
UGGGAGGAGGGAGUCGUGACUAAGCCCCGCUCCCCAGGUAGGGUGGAAGUCUCGGAGCUGGCAGCCGCACUUUAUUCCCUGGUGGGGGUGGCCGAGAGGCCACGGCUGAAGCUGGGGUUGUUCUCCGGAGCCAAGCCUACUCCGGAUGAGGAGGUGGACUAUGAGACCUGGAUCGAGCAUACGUCUUUGAUGUUAGAGGAGUGGCCAGGUUCAGAGGAGGAGAAGAGGCAGCGAUUGCUGGGAAGUUUGAGGGGUUUAGCAGCCACAACCAUCCGGGAGUUGAAAGCUGAGAAGCCUGGGGCCUCAGUGGAGGACUGCCUAGAAGUUUUGGAGGGAGCGUUUGGGUUGUCAGGGGAACCCUGGCUGCUUUUAGCAGAGUUUCAACACCUGGAACAAUGGAGAGGGGAAAAGCUCUCCGAGUACCUAUUUAGGAUGGAGGGGAUGCUCUCGGGGCUGCGGCGCCGAGGGGUAGUGAAGGCGACUGACGUGGCUAGCGUGAGGAUGAGUCAGCUAUUCAGUGGCUCUCUGGAGGAGGACAAGGUGGUGUGGACUAUCCGGCAGGCUUAUAGGAAAGGUCCCCCUCCAUCCUUCGGGCAACUGAUUAGAGAGGUGCGAGAGGAAGAGAGAGCAUUGGGGCGGAAAAGGGGCACGGGCCUACGGGAGCGAUCCUCAGCGAUACAGGAAGUGGUGGCUGAGUGGAGGAAUGACAAACCCCCGGGGAGUAGGGAACCCCCUUUGGAGGGGAGGGACAGGGGAGGUACCUACUCUCAGGGGCGAUCAGUGCAGUGGAUUGGGAGCAGGAGCCGUCCUGGGAGAGGAGGGGCAGCCGGCAGUGUGUGCUUUAACUGUGGGAAAGAGGGGCAUUUCAGGCGGGACUGUGGAAGGCCAAGGGUGUGCUAUAGCUGUGGAGAGGAGGGUCACUUUAGGUGGGAUUGUGAGAGACAAGGAGUCCCGCGGAGGACAAGCCCCCCUGCGACUAAGAAGGGAGAGGUGUCGGGGAAACUUAGGAGAGGCUCAGUGAGGGAAUGGACUGGAGCCUCUGGAGGAACACGUUCCCAGAGAUCAGCCGGAAGACCACCGGGUGCCCACGCCUCUGUUCCGGAUGGGCUGGUAGGACCCCGUGCCAGUGUGGGUCUACGGAUAGAGGGAGUUUACGCAAAAGCCGUUCUUGAUACUGGAUCGCAGGUGACCUUAUUGUACCGGUCUUUCUACAAUCAACAUCUAAAGCAUUUGCCCGUAACACCAUUUGACGCCCUGCAGAUUUGGGGUGUGAGCGAGGGUGACUACCCGUACGAUGGGUACCUAUCGGUGAGAUUGGAGUUCUCGGAGGGCGAUGUGGGAGUGUCGGAAGCUAUUGAGACGUUGGUGUUGGUGUGUCCUGACCCGGUGGAAACCGGUGGUGCUGCCCUCCUGGUGGGGACUAACUCCCCAGUUGUGCGACGGCUCCUGGGAGCUUGUAAGGAGAAAGGGGGGGAAGACUUUCUGGAGACCCUCUCGGUGCAUCCAGUGUUUCGAGCAGUGUUCGAAGAAGGGGUUGCCUCCCAAGGGCUGGACCCGGAGUGUAAACGAGGGACGGUGUGGUGUACGCAGGCGAGGCCCAAGGUGAUCCAACCAGGGGAGGUAGCACUAGUGAUGGGGACCCCCAGAUUCCCAGGAGUGCCGACAGGAGAAGCCCUGUUAGUAGAUGCCCCAGACGAUCUUGAAGGGGAGACACGAUUUCCGGCGGGGGCGCUGGUGAGGCCUGAAGUGCAGAGACCAGGGGUGGUACAUGCGAGGCGUAUAGCUAUAAGUGUCAGGAACACCACGGCAAGAGAAAUCACCUUUAAGAGGGGAAUGCCGCUGGCACAUCUGUUCCCGGUGACGGUAAUGUCCAGCGCACCAGUGCGGACCCCUAACGGGGAGGGAUCGGAGCAUCGAAGGGAGCUGACCGCUGAAGCCUUUAACUUCGGGGAUUCCCCAGUGUCGCCGGAGUGGAAACGCAGGCUAGUGGAGAAGAUGCUGAAGAUGGAAGCUGUUUUUUCUCGGGGCGAGUUUGAUGUUGGCUGCUCCAAAAGCACUCGCCACACCAUCCGGGUGACGGAGGACACCCCGUUCCGAGAGAGAUCCCGGCGGCUGGCUCCGGCAGAUGUUGAGGACGUGCGACAGCACUUGUGCAAGUUGAAGGAGGCCGGAAUCAUAGCUGAGUCUCGAAGUCCUUAUGCGUCCCCAAUAGUGGUGGCACGGAAGAAGAAUGGGCGAGUGCGCAUGUGUGUUGACUACAGGACGUUGAAUCGGCGAACUGUCCCUGAUCAAUAUACUGUCCCAAGAGUCGAGGAUGCGUUGGCCUGCCUGAGCGGUGCAAAGUGGUUCAGUGUGCUGGAUUUAAGAAGUGGGUAUUACCAGAUCCCGAUGAGUGCAGCCGAUAAAGAGAAGACCGCUUUUAUCUGCCCACUGGGGUUCUUUCAGUUCGAACGAAUGCCCCAAGGCAUAUCCGGAGCCCCAGCCACCUUCCAGAGGCUCAUGGAGAGAACUGUGGGGGAUAUGAAUCUGUUGGAGGUGCUGGUGUACCUGGACGAUUUGAUAGUGUUUGGAUCGACUUUGGAGGAACACGAGGAGAGACUGUUGAAGGUGUUGGGCCGGCUUAAUGAAGAAGGGUUGAAGCUUUCCCUGGACAAAUGCCAGUUCUGCAAGUCGUCGGUUAACUACAUUGGCCAUAUCAUUUCGCGAGAGGGAGUGGCUACUGAUCCAACCAAGAUAGAGGCUGUGACCACCUGGCUGAGACCCCAGAAAGUGGGUGCUCUGCGCUCAUUUUUGGGGUUCUGUGGGUAUUACCGGCGAUUUGUGAAAGGAUACGCCAAAGUGUGUCACCCGUUAACUCAGCUGUUGUGUGGCUAUCCCCCGGUGGGGAAGAAGAGGACGGGGAACCAGAGGCAGGAUGCUGGAGGAUACUGGAACCCGGCGGAACCUUUUGGCUCGAGAUGGGAUGAUCAAUGUGAAGAGGCGUUCCGAUCUUUGAAAAGGGCACUGACCCAGGCCCCGGUGUUGGCUUUUGCCAAUCCCCAGAAGCCAUAUGUGCUGCACACGGAUGCCAGCCGAGAGGGUCUCGGGGCUGUUCUGUACCAGGAGCAUGGCAAAGCAUUGAGGCCGGUAGCCUUUGUCAGCCGAAGCUUGUCGCCAUCGGAGAGAAACUAUCCCACUCACAAGUUGGAGUUCCUGGCGCUGAAGUGGGCGGUGGUGGACAAGCUGGGCGAUUACCUUUACGGAGCCAAGUUUGAGGUGAGAACGGAUAACAAUCCUCUCACUUAUAUUUUGACUUCGGCGAAGCUGGAUGCCACAGGACAUCGGUGGCUGGCGGCAUUGUCGGUAUAUGAUUUCAGCCUGAGGUACCGCCCCGGAAGCAAGAAUAUCGAUGCGGAUGCAUUGUCUCGUCGGGAGCCGGGGGAGGAGGAGAAGGACGAGGAGUGGGAGAGUGUCCCUGCCCCUGGAGUGAAGGCGAUGUGUCAGUUUGUUAUCACCGUGAAGGCCGAGGGAAGAGGGAGGCUGGAACGAGCCGUGGACCAUUUGGGGGUUUUUGACGACGCUAUACCCCUAGUUUACUGUGACCUGACCGCUCUGGGGACUAAACAGUUGCCGGAACUGAGUCCGGGGGAAGUGGCAACUGCUCAGCAAAAUGACCCGGGCAUUGGCACAGUGUGGAGAGCGGUCGAGAAGGGGGAUGGGGCGUUGGCUGAGAAGGCGAAACACCCAUACGUGCCUCUGUUGUUGAAGGAGUGGUCUCGGUUGAAGUUAAAGAACAAAAUCUUGUACCGGGUAACAACGCCUCCGGACCAACCCCGCUGUUGGCAACUGGUCCUGCCAGAGGAGUAUCACCAGACUGUACUCCAGGCCUUA